UGUGAACUUACAUCCGCCAAGUGCAGAUAAUCCUGGGAAAUAUUUACUAAACGUUAAAGUCACUAAAAGCCCUUUUGUUCCAUCACAAGUACGUGUAACAAAGAGGCCCAUAAAAAUGAAAAGGCCGUUUUCUGAUGUUCUACCGCCAUCGCCUUUUAACGAAACAAAUAAUCAAUCUUUAGAAGGACGUUAUUUAGUGUAUCUGUGUGACCCUCAACACUUGUGCGGAGGGUGGGGCGACCGUCAACGCGGGAUUGUGUCUACAUAUCUGUUGUCUCGUCUGACUAAACGCCAGCUGAAGAUUAUUAUGACAACCCCUUGCAACCUGCGGUUAUUCUAUAAACCAAAUAAAGUUCAGUGGAUGCCUCGUGCGAACGAACUUGUCACAAACUCAAAUAUCACUAUCAAUGCCUUGUUGGACAAAAAUUUCCAGUUCAGCAUCAAGGAUGGCGAUUUUAACGUUAAGUAUUCACAGAAAGUUAUCUACCUGAAAACAAACCAAGAUUAUUACAGUCAUCUGACUAAAAACUCCGCCUACUCGUCAGUCCUGGACCAAUGGGGAGGACUCUACAAAAGGCGAUCAAGAUUUCAUUGGGCAUGGACCGAUCUGAUGCAACCAUCACACAUGCUUUUAAGCCAUCUCCAGUACAUUUUAGGGCCUCAGUUGCUAAUUCGAAAAGGAUUAAUAUCAAAACCUGUCAAAAUCAAAACUGUGAAUUCUACCUCCGCAAUAGGGAACUCAACUUUAAUCUGCGCCCAUGUAAGAAUGGGCAAAAAUCCAACAAUUCCUAUGGAUGAAAACCUACAAUCCUUUAGCAUUGAACACUUACCUACUUUACUCAAGUUCAUGUCAUCUAACGACGCGCUUGGAAACGCCAAGUUUUUUGUGGCUACAGAUUAUGAACAUGUUCGAGCUGAAUCAAAACAGUUUUUUGGAGAUCGUUUGUUAGAUUAUGGCGGGAAAAUCUUACACAUAGAUCGGCAAAGAAGCGAACAUAGCGCGUGUGUGGGGUUUGAGGUGGCACUAAUCGAUCAGUUUAUAUUAAGUCUGUGUGAUAUUUUAAUUGUCUGCAAAAGCGGGUUCAGUAUUAAUGCAUCGUAUAUGAGUAAUAGCACUGGACACGUGUAUUAUAUGAAGGAUGGGAAGAUUGAACACAUUCAGGAUUGA
Candidula unifasciata is the source of this 1168-nucleotide messenger RNA. The record is from the annotation of a GenBank genome assembly. Lineage: Eukaryota; Metazoa; Mollusca; Gastropoda; Stylommatophora; Geomitridae.